AGUAGCGAACUGACCUCAAGAGGAUUAACAGCACCAGCUCUGAGUCGCCAACUUGUGAACAAAACCCCGUAAAGAACAGCAGGUGGAAGGGGAUAUAUCAGUCAACAAUGUGAAACGCGUGUGAUUCAAACUUGUUUCCAAAGUUCCUACAUGUGAAACUAUGCAACAUCAACUGAAAGUAUCGCAAAGUUAACCAUAUUCAUACACAUUCGGUGCACAAAAUUGGAUUAAUGUAUGGGAAAAGUAUUUUUAUAGUUUUACUCUGCCAAGCUCAACAGUUUUUCGGCGAAAAAUAAAAGUUACUAUUUCACACAUCGUCGGCAGAAUAGUGAAGUGGAAAAAAAUUCUAUCGGCUUGUUAUAAACUGCCAACGACGGAGAAUGGAGAUUCCAGAAACGGGAGCAGUGUUCACCCUAGGGAAAUCAUAUCUGUCCGACACGAUUGGUACGGUUCGGCAUCGACAAUGCCUAGAACCGAUUCGUCGACAGCAACCAACGCCGGACGAUGACCAAGGUGGCGGAGGAACACCGGAACGGCAAACCAGCUCCUCCACAGUAUCGUCCGGUAUGGCGUUGGUGACUUCGGUAGCCAACGGUGGCCACAUGGAAAAACCGGCGGAAUCGCAAUGCAAUGGCAGCAUGAGUCCCACUAGCCUGAAAUCACCAAAAGAGCAGCAACGGCAGCAGCAGAGUUAUUUCUUCAUAAAAAACGAUCCGGUGAUAAAAAUCGUUAGCGGGAACAAGCAAAGUGCCGUUAUUUGCGAAUCUGGACGUGUUUUUGUGUGGGGUCAAAACCAGUACAGCCAACUGGGUCUAGGAUCGACGGAACUUUGUCAAAAGCCUUCCUGUGUACGUACUCUGAAACGACUCAAACAACGAGUUCGAGACAUUCGAUUCGGUGGCAACGGAUAUGGAUUGAUACUAACAGAAGAAGGAAAAGUGUUCUACAGCGGAAAAAACGUAUUCCCCUUUAAUGCAAAGAUCGCCUCUCUCUCCGAAGCGGACAGCCUCCGGAAGUGCUCCACGGACAACAGCGAGUACACCAACGUUCCAGUCCAUCUCGCCGAGUUUUCCGAACACCUGGAAAAGGAAGAUGAGAUUCUGGUGGGGAUCGCCACAGGAUUCUGUCACUUUGUAGCUCUGAGCAGCGCGGGGAACUGUUUCGGCUGGGGACACAACAGCCACCAGCAACUGGGUGGAGUCGAUUCGCUCAAAAUCCUUACGAGACCGGAUCGUAUUGGGGUGGAAGAACGCAUAGUGCUGGUGGAAUGUGGGAAUUAUUGCACCCUAAUGGUAUCGGAAACGAACAAACUGUACUUGGUUGGGAAGUUCCAAAAGAUUACAAUCCCUGUCGUGAAGGAACUUACUAUGGUUGAGCUGCCUUUUAAAGUUUUAUCCAUUCAAAUAACCAGGUAUGAUCUUAUUUAUCUGCUAUUGGACGACAACCAAGUUUAUCGCUGCAAUCGAGUUCAAAAAAUCGACGAGCUUAAGUUCAGUCGAUUGGAACACUUUGACCAAUUUCUUCAUAGCAGCGAAUGGAUUACUCAAAUAGCUCCGGCCGACAAUUUUACAUCCUUUGCAACGAACCAAGGUCGCCUAUUGACGACAUACGAUGACGAUAGUCCAUUUACACCUUCGGACCACUUCCGCGAGCUGGUCAAAUUCAAAGAUUUCCAUGUAGCCAAUGUGGCGAGUGGCCUGGAGCACUCAUUGGUUCUAGCAUUUCCCAGACAGAUUCAAACACCGGCCAUCGAGAUUGACUUCUGCGAAGCAGUUCAAAGUAUAGAGGCAGCCAUCUGUAACGAGGAACAAAAGGUACGCAAUGGGACACCAAUGCCACCCCCACGAAUCGAGCUAAACGAUGAAUUCAUCCGACAGGAGAAGAAAAGGCUACGCCACGAACGAAUCGCAAACGAACUUUCCAAGGAUGAAUGCAUUGAAAUCGAAACCGGCGAAGCGAAAGUGCGCUUCAUCGACAAUGGAGUCGACAUAACGUCGAUGGUAAUCGUUUCGGAAGACCAAAACACCCUCGGGGAACACAUGAUGAAUGAGAAAAAUCGUUUGGAUCCUAAAUAUGCGUCCCACAGCGAAAUCAUGAGAGACAAUUUGCUGCAAACGAAAACUCCAACGCCGAACAUUGCCAGCUGAUUGACUACAGUGAUGAGGAUAAUGGAAGCAUCUCGUCUCAGUCCACUUUCAACGAUGAAGAUGAAUUGACGCAACCUUACACCCCGACGACGAUCAAAGGGGACAGGAAGCCGGUGGCCAGCAACGAUCCGAACAACAACCAGGAUGAAGACCGGAAACUGAGCGUCGAGAGCAAAAGCAGUCAGGGAAGUACCACUUCCCGUACCAGAAUGAAACAGUUCCUGAGGGGCCUAAAAGCAAAGAGUAUGGACGUUAGCUGUCGCAAUGCUGGGACGGUUCUAAACGAUGAUAAGAAGUAUUCGAAGGACGACCAGGAAAUAAGACCGGAAGAUCGAGCCUCAAAAGUAUGCAGUUUGAUGUAAUUUUUGGAGUUUUCGAUCCCAAACAAUUGGCAUAAAUCCAACAAAAUAUUAACUUUUAUAAUAAAUGAUAUUGCACUAAAGUAGAA
Molecule: messenger RNA, 2595 nt
Organism: Aedes aegypti (yellow fever mosquito)
Lineage: Eukaryota; Metazoa; Arthropoda; Insecta; Diptera; Culicidae
Product: X-linked retinitis pigmentosa GTPase regulator
Exons: 5
Coding region: 381-2147 (588 amino acids)
Source: RefSeq, a predicted model, not a curated record